This is a messenger RNA of Meleagris gallopavo (turkey), 381 nucleotides long. NCBI's taxonomy places the organism in Eukaryota, Metazoa, Chordata, Aves, Galliformes, Phasianidae. The record is from RefSeq and is a predicted model, not a curated record.
CUCCCUCAGUGAGCUCUGCUGACCUGUAUUAGCACCCAGAAGGGACAGUGGAGGUGCAUGCGGCAGGGCACUCAGCACUUCUUUCUCCCCGCAGGCCCCCUGCUGACUCCCCAGACACUGCUGGUGCGCCUGUUGGUGGUGGCAGGGAGCCCUUUUGCAGGCAGUGAACUCCAAGCCGCUGCCUUGCUGCUCAUGCGAAACCUCCACAGCAGGAUUCACAGAGCUGUGGGGGCCAUGUGGGCAGCUGAGAUCCCCCUGCUGCUGCAGUGCCUUGAAGGGAAAUCGGAGAGCUUCCCGGACUCUGCAGAGUGGGAGCACCAUCUGCUAAAGGUACAGCAUUGCCAGGAGGCAUGGUGCAGAGAAGUGCUUGCCUGCCUAAAG